Messenger RNA from Rhipicephalus sanguineus (brown dog tick), 673 nucleotides. It is a transcript of the gene MagR, whose product is annotated as iron-sulfur cluster assembly 1 homolog, mitochondrial. Gene Ontology annotation, cellular component: cytoplasm; mitochondrion. Gene Ontology annotation, biological process: iron-sulfur cluster assembly. Bases 225 to 614 code for a protein of 129 amino acids. NCBI's taxonomy places the organism in Eukaryota, Metazoa, Arthropoda, Arachnida, Ixodida, Ixodidae. Gene Ontology annotation, molecular function: 2 iron, 2 sulfur cluster binding. The record is from RefSeq and is a predicted model, not a curated record. The transcript has a single exon.
CACCUCGUUUCGCCUCUUCUCGCGUUAUUGCACGCCACCGCUACCUUUUUCGUCCUACAUGGAAAUGCGAAGUUUCCGUUCUCCGGCUACAAGUUGUCAACGCAGUCAACGGGAGAAAGGCGGCACUGCCAGUUCCGAUCCGAAAGCUGUUCAGCCGCGGAAAAAAAUGUCUCGCAGUUAGCCGCCUUCCUUCUAGUCAACCGUCGGGCGCCUAGUUGCACAAUAUGGCAUCGAAACUCACCGCUACAGUUCGCGCAGUGGGCUCCAAACGGCUCAGCGUGCCGCAACGGGCAGCGCUCGUACUUACCAAAGCAGCUGUGGAUCGCGUCAGAACUUUACUCGCCACGAAGAGAGACGUUAUUGGGUUGCGAGUCGGCGUGAAGCACCGCGGCUGCAACGGCCUCACGUACGUCUUAGACUACGCGACCGAGAAAGGCAAGUUGGACGUCGAAGUGCAACAGGACGGCGUCAAAGUGUUCAUCGACUCCAAGGCCCAACUAACGCUUCUUGGCACAGAAAUGGACUACGUUGAGACCGAGCUGUCCAGCGAAUUUGUUUUCAACAACCCGAACGUCAAGGGAACGUGCGGUUGCGGCGAAAGCUUUACCGUGUGAGCAUGGUUGUAGCGAAGUUGUUGAAAUAAAUUAGUGUGUUAGACCAGUUGCUAACGUCA